AUGACGGUCGUAGCCAUCAGCGGCGCGAGCUGGCUGAUCGUCAGCACCUCCACCCUCGACAUGCGGCAGCGGCGGAUCAACCCCGUUCUCAGGCAAUUCACGCCGUCGUUGCGAUUCCGACCUUUGCGCCUUGCGUCGGGGUUCUUCACAGGCGACGCCCAGAAUCUGCUCGCGCGGAUUGAGUUUACCCGCGCGCAUGGGUCGAUGGGCGCCCGCGACGCUGUUUGCGAUAUUGAUUCUGGGAUGUGGUUUCAGAUUGGGGUUGGCGCGGUGACGGGAGGUUUGGUUAGCCCGCUGAUUUCGUGGGGCAAGUAUGAUCCCUUUACUGCACCGGCUCAGGUGGAGGAGAUUAGGAUUGGCUGUGUCGUUCACCGAAAGAUGUGA
Molecule: messenger RNA, 384 nt
Organism: Fimicolochytrium jonesii
Lineage: Eukaryota; Fungi; Chytridiomycota; Chytridiomycetes; Spizellomycetales; Powellomycetaceae
Exons: 2
Coding region: 1-384 (127 amino acids)
Source: RefSeq, a predicted model, not a curated record